AUGGCAGGCGCCGGCGCCCCGCCGUGGCUGGAGCGGUGCGGGCCGAGCGUGGGGAUGGUGCUGGUGCAGCUGUUCUACGCGCUGGUGGACGUGGCGCUCAAGACGGCGUACGGGCUCGGCAUGCGCCCCAUCGUCUUCGUCGCCUACCGCCAGGGGAUCGCCGCCGCCACGCUCCUCCUCGCGUCGCUCGCCACCAGGGGGUGCACGCUGCAGCCCAUGGCCGUCGGCGCGCGGGGCUUCGCGCUCCUCUUCGCGGCCUCCCUAGCCACUGCGACCGGUCAAUACUUCUACUUUCUGGGCCUCCACCUGGCUUCGCCGUCUAUGGCCAGGGCCACCACCAACCUCGCCCCCGGCAUCACCUUCGCCAUCGCCGCCGUCAUCGGGCUAGAGAAGGUGGAUAUCAGAAGCUUGAGGAGCGUCGCCAAGAUCGUCGGCACCGCCAUCUGCCUCGCCGGAGCAGCAAUCAUGGCGUUCUUCAAGGGCCCAGGGCUCCUCGGCGCAGCUCUUCUCUCGGCGACCAGUGACAGUGACUGGGUCAGAGGAGGGAUCUACCUCGUGGGAAAUGCUAUCUGCGUCUCCAUCUGGUACAUCUUGCAGGUGCCGGUCUGCAAAUCGUACCUUGAUCCUCUGUCUCUGGCGACCUGGAUGUGCUUCCUGGCGACCUUGCAAUGCGCGGCGAUGGCGCUCUUCCUGGAGCCCAACUACCUGGAGAUCUGGAAGCUUACCUCGUUCUGGGAGUUCCCCUGCAUCUUAUAUGGAGGUGUGUUCGCGUCUGGCGCCAACUUUUUCCUCCAAUCAUGGUGCAUAGCAGUCAAAGGACCCCUCUACAGCGCCAUCUUUACGCCGCUGAGUGCUGUGAUCACAGCAAUGUUAUCCACGCUCUUCCUUCAUGAACAGCUCCAUGUUGGAAGCGUCUUAGGUGCAGUUACGAUCAUCGUUGGCUUGUUCGUCGUGUUGUGGGGUAAAGCGGAUGAUACGAAGGGCAGAGAUCUCCAAUCCAGUGAUUCCAAGCAGACAGUAGAUGCGGAUUGCAUUGCUGUCAGAGUAGAGACUCGAACCAAUCUUUCAGAACCAUUGCUACCGACGACGACGGAUGCUAAUACUCAGUCAUUCUAA
This is a messenger RNA of Miscanthus lutarioriparius, 1116 nucleotides long. The record is from the annotation of a GenBank genome assembly. NCBI's taxonomy places the organism in Eukaryota, Viridiplantae, Streptophyta, Magnoliopsida, Poales, Poaceae.